Artibeus jamaicensis (Jamaican fruit-eating bat) is the source of this 1342-nucleotide messenger RNA. RefSeq names its product regulator of G protein signaling 2 (gene RGS2). Bases 26 to 661 code for a protein of 211 amino acids. The transcript is spliced from 5 exons. NCBI's taxonomy places the organism in Eukaryota, Metazoa, Chordata, Mammalia, Chiroptera, Phyllostomidae. The record is from RefSeq and is a predicted model, not a curated record.
UGUCAGCCUCGGCAGCGAGACGAUCAUGCAAAGUGCCAUGUUCCUGGCUGUCCAGCACGACUGCGGAUCCAUGGACACGAACGCAGGCAACGGCCAUAAGAGCGAGGAGAAGCGGGAGAACAUGAAGCGGACCCUGUUAAAAGAUUGGAAGACCCGUUUGAGCUACUUCUUGCAACAUUCCUCCUCUCCUGGAAAGCCCAAAACUGGCAAGAAGAACAAACAGCAGACCUUUAUCAGGCCUUCCCCUGAGGAAGCACAGCUGUGGUCCGAAGCAUUCGAUGAGCUGCUAGCCAGUAAAUAUGGUCUUGCUGCAUUCAGGGCUUUUCUAAAGUCUGAAUUCUGUGAAGAAAAUAUUGAAUUCUGGCUGGCCUGUGAAGAUUUCAAAAAAACCAAGUCACCCCAAAAGCUGUCCUCAAAAGCAAAGAAAAUAUAUACUGACUUCAUAGAGAAAGAAGCUCCAAAAGAGAUAAACAUAGACUUUCAAACCAAAACCCUAAUUGCCCAGAAUAUCCAAGACGCUACAAGUGGCUGCUUUGCGACCGCCCAGAAAAGGGUCUACAGCCUGAUGGAGAACAACUCCUACCCCCGCUUCCUGGAGUCGGCAUUCUACCAGGACUUGUGUAAAAGGCCGCAGAUCACCACAGAGCCCCAUGCUACAUGAGCUGACAACGGACACCCGGAGGUGGAGGACCUUUCAUUUUGUUCCUAAGGGGAAAGGCUGUGGCCUACCCCUGGAGACUGACCUUGAAUUCAGCCUAGGUGUUCGGGAGAUGUCACUCAGAGCUGUUGACUCAAAGCUGGGUAGUGACUGGGAAGCUGGCGGACAUCUAGCAGCAGCCUGGGCUGCGAGUGGCCUCAGUGACUGUACGGAACGCAGGGAGGGAGUGGUCUGGCUGUGGAGUGUCUCCCGCUGGAAAAGCAACAACUUGGGACUGAAAGAGAUGAUGGAUAACUAUUGGUCCAAAUGCAUUUUUAAAGUCAAUAGCUCUGGGAUGGUGUGGCCUUAGCUAGCUGGCUGUACAUCUUUCCCGAAAUCAGUCCAUGUUACCACACAGUGGUUCUAGUUUUAGAUUGUUUUAGUACUAAGUAACAGUAAAAUGUUUACUAUGUGCAAGCAUAUCAAAGUUGUUAUGACUACAGAUCAUCAACCCUAUCGUGUUGUAACGCUAAAACUGAAAUGGUCUGUGUUUUAAUUGUUAAAUGGUGUGUCACAGAAUGAGUGCUGUUGUGUAGAGAAGACAGUGUCAUUAUGAGUGCCAAAACCUGUCCUGAAGGCAGCUAAACUUUGAAGUGGUCUUUGCAUACUUUUAAUAAAUUUAUUUUGAUAAGUAAUGUCAUUGAA